Nerophis ophidion (straightnose pipefish) is the source of this 5022-nucleotide messenger RNA. RefSeq names its product C2 calcium dependent domain containing 5 (gene c2cd5). Gene Ontology annotation, cellular component: plasma membrane. Lineage: Eukaryota; Metazoa; Chordata; Actinopteri; Syngnathiformes; Syngnathidae. The record is from RefSeq and is a predicted model, not a curated record. The coding region runs from base 350 to 3916 and encodes 1188 amino acids. The transcript is spliced from 32 exons. Gene Ontology annotation, biological process: intracellular protein transmembrane transport; positive regulation of vesicle fusion; protein localization to plasma membrane. Gene Ontology annotation, molecular function: calcium ion binding; calcium-dependent phospholipid binding.
CCUUGAAGGCAACACAGUCUAAAGCACAUCCAUCAUGGGUCCAUGAAUAAGCCUGCUAGUUGUUUGCUUCACAUUCACGCGUGGAGCGGAGUAGCGAGCACGUAACGUCGGACCGGAAGCACGAACAAGAUCUAUUUUCCGUCCUAUCGUCGUGUGCAUAUUGCAUUUCUUUUUUAAACUCCGGCGACAUUUUGCCGCUGUGGUGUGAUCGGGACUUGUUAUGGGAGAGCCAUGGACACACGGGGGGCUGUCAGUAAUCGUGUCCGAGUGAGAGGACCCCGCGGCGGCUUGGACAGCUGAGUGAUGUCGUCGCACAGGUGAGGAAGCAGCAAACAGCUCAAUCUGAAUCAUGCCUGGCAAACUGAAAGCCAAAAUCGUGGCAGGGCGCCACUUGCCUGUAAUGGACAGAGCAAGUGACCUUACAGAUGCUUUUGUAGAGGUCAAGUUUGGAAAUACAACAUUCAAAACAGACGUCUGCCCCAAAUCCCUAAAUCCACAGUGGAACUCGGAAUGGUUCAAGUUUGAGGUGGACGAUGAGGACCUGCAGGAUGAGCCCCUGCAGAUCACGGUGUUGGACCAUGACACUUACAGCGCAAACGACGCCAUAGGCAAGGUUUACAUCGACAUCGACCCCCUGCUGUGCAGUGAGGCCGCCUCCGUCAUUUCUGGCUGGUUUCCCAUCUACGAUACUAUCCAUGGCAUUCGUGGGGAGAUUAACGUCCUGGUCAAAGUGGAGCUCUUCAACGACUUGAACCGCUUCAGACAAUCGUCCUGUGGAGUCAAGUUCUUCUGCACCCCAUCCAUUCCUCGCUAUUACCGUGCAGUGAUGGUCCAUGGCUUUGUGGAGGAACUAGUGGUGAACGAAGAUCCGGAGUAUCAGUGGAUUGACCGCAUCAGAACUCCUCGAGCCUCCAACGAAGCUCGCCAAAGGCUCAUCUCUCUUAUGUCUGGAGAGCUGCAGAGGAAAAUAGGGCUCAAAGUACUAGAGAUGGGGGGGAACGCCGUGGUGGGCUACCUGCAGUGUUUUGACUUGGAAGGAGAGUCAGGCCUGGUUGUGCGGGCCAUAGGUACCGCAUGCACACUGGACAAACUCAGCUCCGGAGGCACGGGCAACAUCCCCUCCACCAUCACCACGACACACAUCCACCCGAGCACUGCUCCUGCCUCCAACGCCUGCAAUUCCCCUUCUAAGGAUGGAAAGGAGCCGGUAUUUGGUGAGGACCUUCCCUCGUCAUCCGGCCCGCCUACCCCUUUCAAAGCCCUUCCCACCUCCUCGUCCUCUCCUCCCCCCUUCUCUCCUUCCAAGCCAUGCAGCCGCCAGUCCUCAUCAUCAGACACAGACCUCAGUUUGACGCCCAAGACGGAGGAGCCCCAGCCUGUGAGACGUAGACCCGGCAUCUUCUUCUGCCCCAGCUCCCCUGUCCUUUCCACGGGCACUCUGUCCUUCUCUGGCUCAGUGGGCACCGGUCCUGGAUGUCCCCCCAGAGCCGCCGCCCUGUCCCCUCCUACCUCCACCCACUCAGAUUCUGCCUUGCUGAGAAAGAACGUGUCCUUCACUGAGGACUUUCUGCUUGCAGCCUCGGGCAUGGGCAGUGGGGGCAGUGCCGGCAAGGAGGCGGGACCCCUGAAGACGCUGCUCAGACAACAGACGCAAACGGCUCUCGAGCAGAGGGGAGCCUGCUCCUCUGGGUUAUUGUUAAACGCCAGGGAAUUCCCCUUCUUCACUUUGACAUCUUUUCCACCUGGGUUUCUGGUCCACGUCGGCGGAGUGGUCAGCGCUCGCUCGGUCAAACUAUUAGACCGCAUACACAACCCUGAUGAGCCAGAGACCCGUGAUGCCUGGUGGGAGGAGAUACGACAAGAGAUCAAGUCACACGCCAAAGCUCUUGCUUGUCACGCUGUUGUUGGAUACAGUGAAAGCACCAGCAUCUGCGAGGAGGUGUGUAUCCUGUCAGCAUCUGGCACAGCAGCCAUCUUGAAUCCUCGCUACAUGCGUGAAGGCUGUUUGGACCUUGGAAGCACAGAACACAGGUUCGAGGAACCGGCUCCUCCGAGUUGUGGCUUCUGUCACAUACCCUACGAUGAGUUCAACAUGCCCUUUCCCGCCCAGCUCACGUAUUGUUACCUCUGCAGACGACAAAAGGUCCCGGAUGUUCUGUUCACAACAGUUGAUCUGCCAUCAGAAGCGGCUGUCACAGGGAAAGGAUGUCUCAUUCAGGCAAGACUGUGCCGCCUGAAAAAGCGAGCCCAGGGGGAAGUCAAUGCGACGGCCAUCUCCAACCUGCUUCCUUUUAUGGAGUACGAACUACACACUCAGUUGAUGAACAAGCUGAAGCUGCGUAGCAUGAACGCCCUGUUUGGCCUUCACAUACAAAUCAGUAUGGGAGAGAACAUGCUGCUCGGUCUCGCUUCUGCCACAGGUGUGUACCUAACUGCCCUGCCUGCACCAGGAGGCAUUCAGAUCGCCGGGAAGACUCCGGGUGACCUGAACAACGAGCACCACAUUUUGACAAUCCAGAAAAGGAUCAAUGACACUAUAGGAAAAAACAAAGAGCUCUAUCAAAUCACUCCUCCGAAAUUAUUUACCCUGGACCCAGAGGUGCUCAGCGACAUAAACAUGGAUCCCAUAGAGGAACUGGUGGGCUCUCCGAUCCCUGAGCCCAAACAAAGAAACCGACUGUUCCGCUCCCACUCUGAAAGCUCAGACGAACUGUCAGAACUGGACCUCUCUCACGGCAAGAAGGAUGCUUUUGUGCUAGAGAUUGAUGACACUGAUGCUGUGGAGGAUAUUCACUCCCUUCUCACAGACGCCUCUCCUCCCUGUGGUUUCCACAGCUGCAACACUGAGAUCAUGCCUGGGAUUUAUAACUGGACUUCAGGAGUACAGAUGUUUACAUCAGUGAGAGUCUUAAGGUUGAGUCAUGCCAAUCUCACCAAUCAAGGCUUGAACAAGAUUUUCACUGACCUGUGUGAGAACCUGCUGAAGAGUUUUUACUUCAAGUUGCGCUCUAUGAUCCCCUGCUGUAUUUGUCAUCUCAACUUCACUGUGGCAGUACCCGAAGAAGAACUUAUACAGGUUGCCGUGACGGCGGUUGCCAUGACGUUUGACACGGACCAGACCCAGGAGAAGACUGCAGAAAAGCCCAUCGCCAAAGUGUGCAGUGAGACUGAGGAGCAGCUACAGUUCCCGCUGGAGCUCUGCGCCGAUUCCCCGUCCGCUAACAUUCAGCCGCCAUCCAAAAUCUCAGUCUCUUUACUCACUCCAGCUGCAAAACUCUGCCAAAAUCAGCUGGUUAUUGUGCAAUCGGAAGGUGUCUCAGGUAGUGCUGCUGUGUCAUCCAGAGCUGCCUCCGUUGAUUACGGUUCCUUUGCAGACAGAUGCAGCACCUGGAUAGAGCUGCUUAGGCUGAAAGCUCACACCAUAAGACGAGGAUCAGUUAAGACAAUCUCGUCUUUGGAACGCUCCAGUCCGCUGACAGAAAGUCGCUCCCGCUCGCUGCGCUCCAACCGCUGCUCCUUUGGGGGAAGUGCGGUCACCGUGGUGAAGAUGACACCGCUUUCCUUCCUCCCGGGACUGCGGAUUGUUAAAUAUUUGGGCAUCAUCAACAUGUUCUUUAUUCGAGAGACGACGUCGCUACGAGAGGAAGGUGGCGUCAGCGGCUUCCUGCAUUCCUUCAUAGCAGAGGUGUUUGCCAUGGUUCGAGCCCACGUAGCCGCCCUGGGGGGUAAUGCGGUUGUGUCCUACAGCAUGAAAGAGUGCAUGUUAAUGGAAAAUCCAAACAAGAACCAGGCCCAGUGUCUCAUCAACGUGAGUGGCGAUGCCGUCAUUUGCGUGAGGGAAAGCGACCAGGAGCCCACGUCCUCGACCAGCAACACGGCACAGACGUCUGGUGCUGAGAUCGAAGGAGCCGCAUGACCCCACCCUCCUUCUCUCAUGCAACUCACAGCCUAGCCGUCCAAAUGCGAGCAAUUCAUGUCUGCCUUAACUUGGUCAAAAGUCCCAAAAUUGAGUCACAAGCAAGCAAGAUGUUUUGAACAUGCGCACAAAAAGAUGCACUAACGGGAGUAAGGGGUGUAAAUAAAAACGGACCGCUUUAUGUCAUGUUAGUAUUUCUGGUCUGUGUGCUUGAAAAAUUAAAAAAAAUGGCCAAAGGAGCGCCUGACUUUUGCCGUCCUAACCAGAAUGCCUUCCCGGGUGCCAAUUACACUCUAGGCAGCUACAACUCCUGGAAGGAACUAAAUCCAAAUAUAAAAUACAAAAUACUUCUCAUGCAUUUAUGUUCUUCUGCGGUGGCUCGGCUCUGCAGACUCAAAGAUUUUAGUUGAUUAAAGCUACAAGAGUCAUGUUUUAAAUAUUCUUUCAGUAUUUCUCACAGGAAGUAUCUUGAUUCUAAAAGUGUCAGAUUUUUUUUUUUUUUUUACACAAGCUACUCAAGCAGCUUGUGUCAAAUCAAUCAAAAUAUAAUCAUUUCUCAUUCUUAGUGUUCAGUCUGUUUGCUGAGGACAAUGUGUUACCGUUUUUACUUGCAAUGGUGAAGUAGCAAUGACAUCAUUUAAUGUCACACUUUGAGUAAUAAAUGCCGGAUACAUUUUUUGAAUAAAGACCUAGUUUACAGUCUGUGCAUGUUUCGCUAUAACAAUUUCAUUUUGUAUAUUUAAACUCCUAAAGGCUUUUUAAUUAAAAGGCCUUUUACAUUUUUUUUUUGUUUGUUUGCAUCGUUGCAAUGUUGUCUGCUACUGAUCUGUGAUAUCCUUACAGGAUGUCCACUGCUGGAAAAAAAUGUAUGCUGUAAAUGUGCUUCCUGAUCAUUUUUAUUUAAGUGCAAUACAUGCAGUGUUUUUGGAAUUAGUGGUACUAUAAAUGCAUUUUCUCUGUAAAACAAAAAGGUUGUUGCACAUGUACAAUUAUUGUGUCCAAACAUCAAAUGUUAGAUGCAUUUAUUUUCUCAGACUAGAAGCAUGCUGACCAAAUUUGUAUUGCCAUAAACUGGUGAGACUUGCACAAUAAACUCAGUCAAACCA